GCUGAACUGAUGAACGAUGUCUUCAGCUUACUUUCACGGCACAGGAUUCAACUAGAGGCCAGCUUUGCAACCAUCAUAUUAGCUAUUGCCAUGUUGGAAGGCUUGGGGAAAUCUUUGGAUCCAAAUCUUGACAUUUUAGCAAAGGCUCGGACUGUGUUAUUGGGGGCUGCCAUCAGAGGCACAUGAACCAGUCAUGGUAGGUAUGCCUUUAUCACUUUUCAUCGACUUGUCGCCAAAGGGCGUCCUCAUAACACAGCAACAAGAGAAACUCUUGAACAAUCUCUUUGGCUUUGCAUGUACGCAUCUUAACUUCAUACACGGCUUGACAGGAAAAUGGCUUGUUCAAAGUCUGAUAAUAGUCAAAUAUUGUGUUCUUUUGCAGUGAGCAAUAGCAAUUCUGUUUAAAAUGGACUCAGAUGAUGAAUUGAUAAGAAUUUAUAUGUAUGGACUCAGAUGAUGAAUUGAUAAGAAUUUAUAUGUAUUCGACAUAAUUCCUCAGUUAAUAAUGCCACCUGUAGUAAUAAAGAUUCCUGUAUUUUAGUCAAUCAAGAUAUAUACAAAGUUAUUGAGUUUACGGUAUUUACAACCUUAUUUUUCACCAAAGUGGGGUGGUAAAUUCAUGUGGUAAGAUGGGUUAUUUCACUCUGUACGCUAUGUGUAAUAUAAUGUUAUAAGCCCUGGGCUUCUAAACUCAAACAUUGGUUUUGAACUUUGGAAGUAAUUGCAGGGGGGAUAUUUACAUGGUAAAUCAACGAAAGGGAGAUGAAUGGAUUAUGUAGCUGUCCCCCUUAAUAUGCUGUCAUUUAUUAAUAGUAUGGUUCUUUUCUGUAUAAUUCUUUGUGGACACAUUUAAAAUUACUUUGUCAUGUGUAAGGUGUUAAUGUAAAUAAUGGUUUUUGGUCCUUGACUUGAUCAGAAUGUGAACGCAUGUUCGUACAAUGUGACACAUGUUAGUUUGCACAGUACGUG
Molecule: messenger RNA, 969 nt
Organism: Lymnaea stagnalis (great pond snail)
Lineage: Eukaryota; Metazoa; Mollusca; Gastropoda; Lymnaeidae
Source: the annotation of a GenBank genome assembly